Messenger RNA from Humulus lupulus (European hop), 732 nucleotides. RefSeq lists its product as uncharacterized. The transcript is spliced from 4 exons. Lineage: Eukaryota; Viridiplantae; Streptophyta; Magnoliopsida; Rosales; Cannabaceae. The coding region runs from base 1 to 732 and encodes 243 amino acids. The record is from RefSeq and is a predicted model, not a curated record.
AUGAAAGAAGUAGUUACAAAAGAGGUUAUCAAGUGGCUAGAUGUUGGUACUAUUUACCCAAUCUCAGAUAGUUCUUCGGUCAUCCUGCGACAAUGUGUUCCUAAGAAAGGAGGAGUCACGGUGGUAGCUAAUGAGAAUAAUGAGUUGAUUCCCACAAGAACAGUAACUGAUUUGGUGGAGCAAUCCCUUGAGGCGUUUAUGGAUGAUUUAUCGAUUUUUGGUGUUGUACAUGGCCAAAGAAAAGAGAAUGUGUUUCAUUCCAUCUAUUAUGCAAGCAAGACACUACCCGAUGCUCAAUUGAACUACACUACCACGAAGAAAGAACUUUUGGUUGUGGUAUUUUCUUUUGAUAAGUAUAGAACUUACCUUCUGGGGACAAAAGUUGUGGUAUACAUGGAUCAUUCAGCCAUCAAAAAAGGGACAAAGAAUCAAGUUGUUGACCAUCUCUCUAGACAUGAGGAUGGUAAUGGAGAGUCCUUUGAGCAGCCUAUUAGAGAGACAUUUCCCGAUGACCAACUCUUGGUGGUGAGUCAAGUUUCAAUGCCAUGGUAUGUUGAUUUUGUGAAUUACUUGGAGAAUGACAUGACUCCACCUGAUUUGAAGGGACAACAACUCAAGAGAUUCUUCCAUGAUGUGAAAUUUUACUAUUGGGAUGACCCAUUUCUUUAUAAGCAAUGUUCAGAUCAGGUGCUGAGAAGUUGUGUACCGGAGAGGAUGUUCAAAGCAUUCUAG